Dunckerocampus dactyliophorus (ringed pipefish) is the source of this 5125-nucleotide messenger RNA. RefSeq names its product fibroblast growth factor 11a (gene fgf11a). Lineage: Eukaryota; Metazoa; Chordata; Actinopteri; Syngnathiformes; Syngnathidae. Gene Ontology annotation, cellular component: cytoplasm. The record is from RefSeq and is a predicted model, not a curated record. Bases 891 to 1640 code for a protein of 249 amino acids. The transcript is spliced from 5 exons. Gene Ontology annotation, molecular function: growth factor activity; fibroblast growth factor receptor binding. Gene Ontology annotation, biological process: animal organ morphogenesis; positive regulation of gene expression; cell differentiation.
CUCCGCUCCACUCAUUCAUCCCUCGUUCUGCCAGCUGCAAGGCAGUGAGCGUGGCUGAAGGACACGGCGCUCCACUCGGAUUUGGUGGAGGGACUUUGAGAACCUGUUCCGACAUGGGGGGGGUAGAUACAUUCAUACCAUUACCCCUUACCCUAACCCCCCCUCCUCUUUCUUCCACUCUUUGAAUGUCACCUCUGUGUCUGGAAUGAUGGAUCGCUCCACGUCUUUUCUACCACUUCUCUCAGGAUGAAGUCCACACUGUGAUGCCAGGAGGGCAUGAAGGACUCUAAAUGGGGGGGAGGGGGGGCAAAAGGGGCUGCUUCCUUCUUUCGACCCAGCUCUACGAGCUGAUACCUCAGGUCCGGUCUGCACUUCUUGAACUUGCGCUGUCAUUGUGUCGAGCGGUGCCAGGAGGAGCUGCUCACUGGACGGUUGACAUUUGAGACAAUGAUAUGGGCUUCAUCCACAGGACUGAUGUGAAGGGACUACAUUUUUGUCAGUGUCCACUUUAAGGAUUCCACAAUUGGGCAAAUCGUGGAGCCGAACUUCUUCCCCGUAGCUCAAGGAGACCGGCGGUGGUGGCACGAUGGACUGAACUGCUUUAUUCGCGUGACAAAAACAUGACAAACCCAAACCGAAGAACACAAACAAAUCAAGGCUUCACCUGAUUGGGAUCUUCCAUUUCCGUUUUUAAGAGUUCACCCCGUCUUUUCUUUCCUCCAUCUUCAUUUUUUCCUGCUGCCCCAGCUCAUCAUCAGAAGACGUCCCCUAGCGCUGCUCCGUCGACCUGGGUGAGUGGGCUGGGGGGUGGCCCACAGUACCCCCCGACAUCUGGGCGCCAGCGGGGCGCUGGCGGCUAGUGAGGCAGCGGCAAGGCCUGUGCUGGGAAGAUGGCCGCCCUUGCCAGCUCCCUCAUUCGGCAGCGUCGGGAGGUCAAGGACCCCCAGACCAACCGGCAGAUUGCCAGCAAGCGGAAGCCGUGCCCGAAAAGCAACAAGUCACUCUGCCAGAAGCAAAUCCUCAUUUUAAUAUCCAAGGUUCGAUUAUGUGGCAGUCGGGGAAGAAAAAUGGAAAAAAGGCCAGAACCGCAGCUGAAGGGCAUCGUCACGCGACUCUACUGUCGACACGGCUUCUACCUCCAAAUGCUGCCGGACGGCACCAUGGAAGGCACAAAGGACGAAAGCAGCUCCUUCUUGCAGUUCAACUUGAUUCCUGUGGGCCUCCGGAUAGUUGCCAUCCAGAGCACUAAGACGGGGCUCUACGUGGCCAUGAACAGCGAGGGCUACCUCUACACUUCGGAACACUUCACGCCAGAGUGCAAGUUCAAAGAGUGUGUGUUUGAGAACUACUACGUCACCUACUCGUCCAUCCUGUACAGACAGACGCAGUCGGGCCGGGCCUGGUACAUUGGCAUCAACCGGGACGGGCAGGUCAUGAAGGGUAACCGUGUCAAGAAGACAAAGGGAGCCGCACAUUUUCUACCUAAACUCAUUGAAGUGGCUAUGUACAGGGAACCGUCCUUGCACGACGUUGCCGAGCAGAGUCCGCCCAGGAAGACGCCCAAAACCUCCAGUGACUCACCUGUGCUCCAGAAUGGCAAAAAAGACCCUGAAACCAAAACAAAAACCUCUUCCUCCUAGCGCUUAGAAACAAAGGGGGAUGGAAGGAAGCCACCAAAAGGACACCUGAACAGGGUUGCCAGAUCUUAUAACGAGACUUUUUGGCUGCCACAGUCGGUACCAAGCCUCAAAACAAUAUUUGCCGUCCACCUCCAUGUCCGAGCCUCUGUGUGAACAUAAUCUGGGAAGCAAUAACUCCAAGGAGAGGCGUCUCCACGCAUCAGACACUGCGUUACGUAAGCUAGAAGGGAAGAACCAGAUGCCUUCUUGCCAUAACCACUGACUUUAUCGAUCCAGCACCCGAGUCUUCCUGGCUUUUCUCACAAUGGGUGCAGUAGUGAAAUGUUGUUUGGGUUUGACUGGUUCCCAUCUGCUUCAUCUUUCCAUGCAUUUCAGCAACCUUGACAGAAGCCCUGUGUGUGUGUGCGUGGGCGUGUGCGUGUGUGUGUUCCAUUUACCACUGAUGUGAUUUGAUGAAUUUGUGACAUGUACUCAAUUUUCCACUCUGUGUUAAUGGAGUUGAUCAGAAUCCGUCAACCUUUAAACGAGGAGCCUACAAGGCAUCCUCUGUACACUGCGCACACAUACACACACGUAAUAUGCAUUCAUUCCCUCACAAACACAAAAGAGGCAGGGGUGAAUGUUUUGACUGGCGAGGAGGAUUACAAUUAGUAUAUGAUACAAUGAUAUACCAGAUGGCUAUAUUUGUGCUUCAUUCAAUAUGUUGAUGACACGUUUGAAGCAAAAUUGCAUGACGGACGCAACAGACUGAGAUGGCAACAAAAGUUGAAUUACAUAAAGGCCUAUAUGAAAGUCUACCCUGUAUAGAAUACUUCCCGUCAUUCCCAAAAUAAUGGGCAAGUGCAAUGUUGCUCAAGAAGCAACAUUUCAAGGGUGUAAUAAACAGAAAGAAAGAUCUUUAUUUUGACAUAAUAUUUUGAAUUCAGUUAACCCAUUAAAUAUUUCCAUUACUGUUACAUUUGUGCCAUGCCAGUAGGUGUUAACGAUACUUUCACACCCCGCAGAAGCACUUAAACCUUAAUUAAAUGGCUAAAUAGACCUCCAGGUUGCCAUGUUUGACCAGUCAUCCCCCAUGGAUCACAAAGUCCAUUAAAUGUUUGACUAUUCCUCACAAAGUAAUUACACAAAUGUUUAAUUAAACAAAGACGCUGCAAGAAGAGAAUUAAGACCGUCAUCAGAUACUGCUUAGAUGGCAGUCUGAAAGAUUUAACUGUGAUGGAAAUAGAAAAAAAAAAAAUACAUCUCACAUAGCCAUAACUAUUUGAUUCUAAGGGCUGGGACAUCUAUGUUGCAAUAUUUUCUUAUAAAUGUUUGUUUUCACCGUUAACUUUAAAUCAAGAAGCAAGAAGCUGUAAAGGGCUGAUAGCAGCUUGUUGUGGUGUUGUUUGGGGCUCAGGACGGAACUUAGAAAUAAUAGAAAUAUAAUAUAAGUAUAAUAUGUAUCAAUGUAAUAAUGAUGUAAAAUAGAAAGCAUGCAUUGAUUUUUGAAGUUUAAAGGUUUGAGGUGGGAUGCUUUGGGCAGGGCUACAGGAAAAAACAUUACCUUUUGUUUGUUUUGAUGCAAAAAAGAAUAAUAGCACAUUAGCAACCUCUAUGUGUUUUAAAUGCUUUAAAACAGCAGUGGUCAUUUCUGUUUGGCUCCAGGGCUCCCGCUGUUGUUGUGGAGUGCAACUAAUUACACUCCAUGUUAAACACUGUGGGUUUGCCAUUGCUUUCAGAGGAUGCAAAGGGAGGGGGAGUUUUAGCUAUGGUGUGUGGAUAUGAACGGGGGUUAAACUCUAGAAUUCGGAGGCAUGCACCCGUCUCCUCCUCGGGGACUCCCUUGCCUCGGUCAAUUCUCUCCAUGCUUACUGAGCAGACUGCAGCGAGGGUCAUCCCGGGCUGAGCAAGAGAGGCUGGCGCUCCUGGGGGAGUUCCACAUCUCUAACAUUAACCUGGUUGUUGUGCAUGUGUGCGUGCGUGCGUGUGUGUGCGUGUGUGUGUUUAGGACCAUAUACAGGAUGGUGAAUCUUUGUGUGUGAGUUGAGGGAGAAUCAAUGAGCUGGAGUCCUUGGACAAAAAAACAAUCAACACUAUUAACAAGGUGCAGCCACCACCAUGUCUGGGAUGGGGGGAAUGAAGUGGUGGAAGGGGAGGGCAGCUGCAGAUUAAUAUUGAUAUCGAACACGUGUAAGCUUUUAUUUUUCUUUGCCCUUUGUGUGUGUAUGUGUGUGUGCAUACAUUACGUUGAGGUGGAGUCCCUUCACCACAUCUGCAAUGCAGCAGAAAACACACCAAAAAAAAGAGAGAGUAACGGGGGCAGGGAGGGGGAGCUCUGACAAAAGAGUGACGCUGUCCUCUCUGACUUUAUUUUAUUUUUAGACGUCAAGCUCGCCCCCAUAUGUGACUAUACUGUAUUAUCAUCAUGAUUAUUAUAACUAGCUAUAGGGAGUAAUGCAAAGUGAUGGGACUGGCAGACGUUGGAGCACUAUACCAGCACAGAUGUGGUUACACGAGUGACCUUUACAUACCUGCAACACAACACACACACACACACACACACACACCACACCAUGGAGGGACUCCCAACCAAAUGCAGCACAGAGUGUCAUCAGUGUUUCAAUGCAGUCCGUUUUACGUUUCUAUUUAGUUUAAGAAUAUAAUUGGGACUUUGCUGUUUGUUUUUUUUUAAGUGGUGGGGUUUUUUUUGCCCUCGAAGGUGGGUUGUAAGAAAAAGAAAAGCAAAAACCGUCUUCCUCGUCUUCCUCCUGAUCUGCUCGAACCAACUGGCUGACCUCCUAACCUUUCACCUCAUCAGCUGACUUAAACUGCACACCGUCUCUCAUGCACCUUCUACCUUUAACGUGUAUGAGUGAUCCAUCAAUCUACGACGCAUUAUUUUUGUCGUUCUUUGUAUUGCAUGGACACUUGUGACAAAAAAAGAAAGACUUCCAGGAAAUCAUUGUCUUCCAAAUGCAAAAAGAGCGCUUUAGUCUCCCAACUAUCAAAGGUACAAUGACACUAUUUUUGUAUACAACCACGCAAAAAAAUAUAUAUCUUUCUAUAGAACCCAUGCAGGGGUGGCAUGUGUGCAACAGCUUCACCUGUUGCUCUGGAAUGGAAAACCACUGCUGGACACCACCCAAAAAAAGAGCUGAGAUGGACGACACACUGUGAAGGAGCAAAGGCGGGGCGGGUGGGUGGUCUUCCAGAGUCACAAAAGCGGGACAAGCUUGCAUGCUCCAAAUCAUUUACUGGACACAAAGAAACAGUCUAUGCCCUCUAUUUACUCUUUAAACCCUUACCUUUCAUGUGCAAUAUGAUCUGCAUUUAUUUCUAUGAUAACUUACACAAAGUCAAGGGAGACAUACUAUUGGAUAUCAUUGAAUAAAACAACUAAUAUAUUUGUAUGAUUGUAACACAAGUGGUCAGAGUGUUUUUUUAUUGUGUCUUUUAAUCUGAUAAAAAAAUGCUGUAACACAGACAAAAGAAAUUACCAAUAUGAC